Messenger RNA from Chelonus insularis, 4731 nucleotides. It is a transcript of the gene Nmnat, whose product is annotated as nicotinamide mononucleotide adenylyltransferase. Gene Ontology annotation, molecular function: nicotinamide-nucleotide adenylyltransferase activity; nicotinate-nucleotide adenylyltransferase activity. Gene Ontology annotation, biological process: NAD+ biosynthetic process. NCBI's taxonomy places the organism in Eukaryota, Metazoa, Arthropoda, Insecta, Hymenoptera, Braconidae. The transcript is spliced from 5 exons. The record is from RefSeq and is a predicted model, not a curated record. Bases 148 to 3027 code for a protein of 959 amino acids.
AUGUCUGAAACGUCAGUUUGUGCAGUAAGAAGUUCACAUCAGAGCAUAUUUUUUUACAUAUACACAUUACGUUUUGCAAUAAACAUUUGUUAAAAAUGCAGUGAAUAAUCAAACAGUGUUGUAGUAAUUCGAACUUUAAAGAAAAAUAUGGCGCCGACACGAAUUAUAUUAAUGUCAUGUGGAAGUUAUAAUCCACCGACAAAUAUGCAUUUACGAAUGUUUGAAAUUGCACGAGAUCAUUUACAUCGUAUGGGUACACAUGUAGUUGUAGGAGGAGUUAUAUCUCCAGUUCACGAUAGUUACGGAAAAAAAGAACUUGCUAGUGCUGAACAUAGAGUGGCAAUGCUAAAAGCAGCAUUACAAAAUAAUGAAUGGAUAAAAGUAAGCACCUGGGAAACUCGACAGAAUACCUGGUCAAAGACUAAAACAAGCCUUACGUAUCACCAGAACAUCCUGAAUUCAGUCCUACAAAAUUCAAAUGACAUAAAAAAUAAUGUUGAUACUCAGGAUUUAGAGUGGAUUCCUGAGAAUGUUAAAAAUGGAUCAGACAAAACCCCUAUCCAGAUAAAACUUUUAUGCGGAGCAGACCUUUUAGAAAGCUUUGCAGUACCUAAUUUAUGGGCAGAGGAAGAUAUUGAUGCUAUUCUGGGUCAACAUGGCCUGGUUGUAAUCACAAGGGAAGGAUCUAACCCAAAUAAAUUUAUUUACGAUUCUGACCUUCUAUCGAGGCACAUGCACAAUAUUUACAUAGUAACGGAAUGGAUAUGUAAUGAAGUAAGUUCUACGAAAAUUCGAAGAGCAUUGAAAAGAGGAGAAAGUGUAAAAUAUCUUAUUCAGGAUGCUGUAAUUGAUUAUAUUCAUAAUUGUGGUCUCUACGAUGUUAAAACUACGUCAUCGACAACUAAGUUAUCAUUGUCUUCAACAAAUAGCGACAAUUAUUUGCACAUUGAUUCAAAGUACAACAGUGCUUUUUUGACACCGUCACCAAGUGAUGUUACAAUGGCGAGUCCAAGUCCAGUGGAAAUAAUCUCAAUUGAUAUUGCUGAAUCUCUGAUACAAAAAAAUAUUCAAAAUUCACCUAAAUCUAGAUUAAUUAUCAAUUCAGAUGAUACCGCACGUAUGCGUGACAAGUUCAUGAAUAUUAUUAGUGAAAAUGAUAACAAAAUUUCUAAUGUAGGAAUUAAGUCUAUUUAUCCAGGACAAGCAAAACAGAUUAUUGCCACUGAGACUGGAGAAUCGCAGAUAUUUUGUGAGGUAGGUUUACAUGAGACAAGCACAAGCGUUCCAAAUAAUUUUACUAAUGGCACAGAGCGUGAUAACAAUAGCACUGAGUGUGAAGUGAAUGAUAAAGCAGAAAAAUGCGUUGAAGAAAUUGAUGGAAAUAUUUCUUCAUCAAUAUUAUUAGUUAAUGAAACAGUUGAACAAAUUCCUUCGAAUGUUAUUUCACCAGCAGAUGAUUCUGGAGAAGUAAAAUCUGUGGAAUCCGUAGUUUUUAAUUGUGAUAAAAAAAUUUCAAGUGUUCAAUAUAUUGAAGUUAAAGCGACAAUCUCACCACCACUUUCUGUUCCUGAGGCUGAAACAUCAAAGGAUGAUAGUCAACGUAAAGAGAUUUCUCAAACAAUUGACCAACCAAGAAGAUCUUUGACCAAUUCUAGCUCUAAAAAUCUUGAUAUUGAUGGUAAGUACCUGAAGUCUGUGAGAAGUACCCGAAAAAAUAUGAAACAAUUGCAUACUCUUUCGGAACAAGUGGUACCGAUGAUGGAAAGUGACAACAAAAGUUCAGAAGAAAAAGAAGAACAAGUUGAAGACAUUAAAAAUCUUGAACGAUCAAAGAGUGUUAAAGAGAAUAACUCUCAGCAUAAAAAUUUUCAAGGUAGUCUUGAGUCCAUUAAUGCACGUAAGCCUAAAAAGAUGUUAUCCAAGAAAUCUAAGAGUUUUGAAUAUAUAAAAGGUGAUUUAUUAGUGAAAGAAAUCAAGCAAAUAGAUUUUAGUGAUAAACCUUCAGUAGAUCAAUCACCAAGUUCUACAACAAUUGAAAAAAUAGAAAUACCAGACGUAGAUGAUACUCAAAUUGGUGAUGAAUAUUGUUCAGUCUGCUGUAACAGCUCUCCAGUGGAUGUUGAUUCACCCGAAUGUGAAAUUUGCAGUUCGACCCAUUUUCAGAACAUUGAACCUAUUCCGACAGAACCUCAGUGUGAACUUUGUGAAAUUUGUGGUGAUAUCGCAAUGGAUUUGGAUGUUGUUGCUUCCUCUCGACCGGAGUCAGAAGAGCAACUCGAAGCUCGUUUGUUUGCUGGAUCACGUCACGUACCUUUAAACUUGAAGAAAAGAAAAAUAACUUCUGGAGUGAAUAUGGAUGGAAGGAUUUUCGAUAUUGCUGAUGAAGAUGCUGAUUGUGAAGACAAUGGUGAAAUUCAAAUACCAUCAAUUGAUAAAAAUGAAAGAGCACCAUCAACUUCAAUUGAAGAAUAUUCUGAUGAUGAUUCUACUCUCGAUGAUGUUGAAUUUGAAAUUGAAAAUUGUGGAUUAGAUACAGAAACAAACCAAUCUACUGCUACAGUAACAAUCCAGAAAGAUGACACAUCUUAUGAGAAAAAAUUAGAAGAUAUUUCCAACAUUGAGGAUAAAACUGAUCCUAAAAAAAUAACUCGUGGUAGUUCAUUAAUCAAUCGAUCAGUGUCUAAGCCUGACUCUAAGAAGCGUUACUCAUCAGUUGAUGAUUUGCCAAUUUCUAAAAAGACUGUGAAAUCAAUUUCUAAGGAGGCAAUUGAAGUAAAAGAACAAAUAAAAGUUGCUGGGUCAGUAGAUAAUAUUCGCAUGACAAAGACAAAUAAAAGUUCUAAUAGGUUAAGAAAGUCUGCUGAUGACGUUGGAAAGAGCAUAAAAGAGGAAGAAAAGUUGGAAGAGUCCAAGCAGCUACUUACACGUCAAAAUGAGAAAAGUUCUCGUCUUGAACCUGAUACUAUUAAAUUUAUCAUUGGAAAACACGGUUUGAAGAUAAUUAGUGAUAGAGAGACGGCUUUGUAGCUAAGGAUUUAUACGGGAAUGUUAUAAACAUUCUCGUUGGCAUCAGAUGGAAACGAACACUGAUGUAAUUAAUAAUGAAAUAAUAAUGAAACUUGGAAAAAAUUAUUUAAAUAGAUUAAUCAAAGGAAUUAAUGAGUUUAGAUGAAAUAAAUAUUCACAAUUAUUAUUUUUUAUGUAUUUUAUCGAUACAUUGAUUAAUUAAUGUGUCGCAGGAGAAUAACUGUUCAUAGCAUUUAAGAAUUUUAUCAGAUUCAGACAAUGGAGCUUCCACUGUAUAAUUAAUUAAAGACUUAAACUAAUUAAUAUAAAAAUUGGCUGUAAUUUAAAUAGUUGGAUACAUAGGUAAACUUGAACGCUUAAUAUUUUUAUGCACGACGCAUUUGCACUUGCAAUAGAUGGCUUACAAUAAUUAAUCAAUUUAUACGUAGAUUAUAAUAUUCUAUUAUACUCUAGAUUGCUAUUAGUUUAUGGAGUUUGCGCUUUUCUUUAUUACUCUCUUCUUUCUCUAAUUUGUAGAUGUUUUAAUGAAAUUUUUAUCAUUACACCCUGAAAUACCUACAAUUAUAGUUUUUAUCAUUUAAUGAUUAUAAUUAGGAUUUAAUAUAAAAUUUAGAAUCCAAUUCUUCAGUUAGAUCAAUGUAUUCUUUAAUUUUCAAGAUAUUCCAGGGUACUCGAAUGACUCUUUCAGUUAUCAAACGCUCAAAUAUAAUUACAAAUAUUUUUCUUCCAUUAAAAUAUUCUUCAACUAUACAAUUUCUAAUAAAACAUAUUGAAAAAAAAAAUUUUUUUAAAAAUGAUUAUUCAGUAAAUAAACUAAAAAAACAAGCACGAAAAAUAAUAUUUGUUUAAAUUAAAACUGAAUUGUGUAUGACAUUGUUUAUUAAAUGGGAAUGUCUAGUCAGGGCCUUAAGUCCUUUAUCAAGAACUUCUGCGCAAUCUCCAAAAGGCUAUAAAAAAGAAUUGUCUAGCAUAGAAUUGAAUGAAGUGAGAAGGAAAAAAAAAUAACUGUAGAUUGCGUGGAGGAAUUAUUUCUGAUGUUGCAUGUGAUAUGUGUGUUUUCAGGGUACAGCAAAACCUGCAUGCCUACUAUAAGACAGAUAGUUGACUGUCUUAUUACUGCUCAUCCCAUUGGAUGCGGUUCUUGUCUCCUUGCUGCUAAACGUAAUAAAUACGCUAUCGACUCUCGUAGUAUUGACAUCUCCAGUAAUAUCCAAGAGAAAACAAUAUGUCUAAAUGCUAUCGACAAUACUCCAAUGAUCCUCGUAAAGAACUACAAUCGCAAUACGUAGCAUUUAACAGCUAAAUAAUCAAACCCUAGUGUCUUAAAUCCACAUUAGUUUUUAUUUUAAUUUAUUUUUGUUGUAUUCAUUUAUUUAAUUGCAAUGAGAAUGAUCUGCUGCAACCGCUCGACCAAGACUGAAAGCUAAAUCUCAUUCUUUACUUUUACAUUCUACUAUUUGUCUUUACUUUCAGCUACUGUUGUUUGCAUUGUUUUCAACGAAAGAUCUAUCCUUUAAUUGCUAAAUUAGAAUAACUCUUGUGACUUAGUUGUGUUGGUUUAUUUGAAAUACAGGUUUUAUUAUUUUGUAAUAUUUUUUAAUGAAUUGCAAACAAAUAUUGCGAUAGUGACAAUUUAUAUUUUGUAUAUUUUAAAAGAUAUACAUAAUAUUCUAUCUAUAAUUAUAAAAAAAUAUAUAUGUAUAA